AUGGCAGGAAGCAUGGAGUUUGCGGAGGGACUUGUGGGGGAGGCCGAAGAGGAGACAAUUGCAGUAGUCCAGACGGGAGGUGACGAGGCUGUGAACAAGGAUGGCGAUGGUGUGGGGGGUGAGGGAGGGGCGGAGUCUGACUCCCACCACUGUGUUCUGGCCAAGAAGGGCUUCUCAUCGGGGCGUUUCUACUUCCAGGUGGAGGUGAGGGGUCAGACGGGAUGGGAGGUGGGGGUGGUCAGAGAGUCCAUCCAGAGGAAGGGUCCCUGGAUCUACCUCCGCCCCGAGCAGGGUGUCUGGACCCUGGGUCUCUACCAUGGGCAGUACCAGGCCAACGCCAGCCCUCCAGCGCCCUUCCUUCUGGGGCAGCAACCGCAGAAGGUGGGGGUGUCUGUGGACUACGAAGGGGGCUGCGUCUCCUUCUACGACGUGGACUCCAGGACCCUGAUGUACUGCUUCAGCGGCUGCUGCUUCAACGCCUCACGGUUCAGCAAGCUCCCCUACUACUACUACAACAGAACCAACAUCCUCCCCUUCUUCCGGCCCAGUGACAGACCUGGCGAUGGGGCUCUGACCAUCAGUCCCGUCCACCAGCGCUGAGGUUAAGGUGUGUGAGAAGCACAGGGUAGAGGGGACCGUCAACCCCCUGCCCACCGGGUCCCAGCCCCACGGUGUGGGUCGUACAGGACUUCUCCUCCAGGGCAUCAGGGGCUGCUGGCUGUUGGGGAGCCCAGAUCAACACAACCUUUACCUCUCCCACCUUUAAAGGAGAAGGGGUUUGGUUCAUACUCAAACAAGCACAGAAACUUGCCCAAUUAC
This is a messenger RNA of Gadus macrocephalus (Pacific cod), 819 nucleotides long. Its product is annotated as E3 ubiquitin-protein ligase TRIM21-like. Gene Ontology annotation, molecular function: protein binding. NCBI's taxonomy places the organism in Eukaryota, Metazoa, Chordata, Actinopteri, Gadiformes, Gadidae. Bases 1 to 600 code for a protein of 199 amino acids. The transcript is spliced from 2 exons. The record is from RefSeq and is a predicted model, not a curated record.